Messenger RNA from Malurus melanocephalus (red-backed fairy wren), 4247 nucleotides. RefSeq names its product fms related receptor tyrosine kinase 4 (gene FLT4). Gene Ontology annotation, cellular component: signaling receptor complex. Gene Ontology annotation, biological process: protein phosphorylation; multicellular organism development; cell surface receptor protein tyrosine kinase signaling pathway. Gene Ontology annotation, molecular function: ATP binding; transmembrane receptor protein tyrosine kinase activity. The transcript is spliced from 30 exons. The coding region runs from base 92 to 4231 and encodes 1379 amino acids. The record is from RefSeq and is a predicted model, not a curated record. Lineage: Eukaryota; Metazoa; Chordata; Aves; Passeriformes; Maluridae.
GUCGCCGCAGCUGGGGCGCGGCGGGAGCAGAGCUCGGGCGCGGGGCGCUCGCACCGCUCCGCAUCGCACGGACCUGCCGGCAGCCCCGGAGAUGAGGAGAGUUUGCACGCUGCCCCUCUGGCUCUGGCUCGGCAUUGUCUCGGAGGCAGAUCUGGUGAGCAGCUAUUCUAUGACCCCUCCUACUCUGAGCAUCACUGAGGAGGAGCACRUCAUCAACGCCAAGGACACGCUGACCAUCACCUGCAGAGGCCAGCACCCUUUGGAGUGGUCGUGGCCCGGGGGCAAGGUGGACCCUGCUGGGAAGGAGGAGAUGGAGUUGGUGGCCUCAGCAGCCCCCAGCAGUGGCCGGGCAAUCCAAGAAGAAGAGUGCGAGGGCACUGGCACGAAGCCCUACUGCAAAGUGCUGGUGCUGACCGAGGCACAGGCCAACGACACGGGUUACUACCGGUGCUACUACAAAUACAUYGAUGCCAAAAUCGAGGGCACCACAGCGGUCAGCACCUACGUGUUUGUGAGAGAUUUUGARCAGCCAUUUAUCAACAAGCCAGAGACUCUUCUCAUCAGCAAGAAGGAGAGCACUUGGGUACCAUGCCUCGUGUCUAUCCCAGAUCUUAACGUCACACUGACCUCGCAAAAUUUCUUCGUUCACUCUGACGGAAAAAGCACUUUCUGGGACAACAAGAAGGGAAUGCAGGUACCCACAGACUUGAUCAGGGACUUACUGUAUGUCCACUGUGAGACUGUAAUUGACAAGAAGGUCUUCAAAUCCAAUUUCUUCAUCAUCCAUAUAGCAGGGAGUGAGCUGUACGACAUUCAGCUGUAUCCCAAGAAAGCCAUGGAGCUGCUAGUGGGAGAGAAGCUGRUCCUGAACUGCACAGUGUGGGCUGAGUUCAACUCUGGCGUCCACUUCCAGUGGACUUACCCUGGCAAACAGACGCAGCGAGCAGUGAUCGAGUCUGAGCGCCAGUCCCUGCAGACACAAACAGAGCUCUCCAGUAUCCUGACCCUCCACAAYGUCAGCCAGCAGGACCUGGGGAAGUACACCUGCACUGCCACCAAUGGUGCCCAGAUGCUGGAGGAGAGCACGGAUGUCAUCGUGCAUGAAAAGCCCUUCAUCACUGUGGAGUGGAGGAAGGGCCCGGUGAUAGAAGCCACUGCAGGAGACGAAGCUGUGAAGCUGCCAGUGAAAGUUGUGGCUUACCCCCCACCAGACUUCCAGUGGUACAAGGAUGGAAAGCUAAUUCCCAAGCAAUCUCAAUCUUCAAUGCAGAUCAAGGAUGUGUCGGARCAGCACGCCGGGACAUACACGCUGGUUCUGCGGAACAGGCUGGCGGGGCUGGAGRAGCGAAUCAGCCUCCGGUUAAUCGUCAAUGUUCCUCCACAUAUUCAUGAGAAGGAAGCCUCUUCCCCAAGCAUCUACUCCAAGAGGAGCCCCCAAGCCCUCACCUGCACUGUCUAUGGCAUCCCAGCACCGGAGGUGAUCCAGUGGCAGUGGAGGCCAUGGAUGCCCUGCCGCAUGUUCUCCCGACGCAGCCUCAAUGGCAGGCACUGGGCAGCAAGGCGCCAUCAGCGGGACCGGAUGCCCGAGUGCAAGGACUGGAAAGAUGUGUCACAGCAGGACGCUGUGAACCCCAUCGAGAGYAUCGACACCUGGGUGGAGUUCGUGGAGGGGCGGAACAAGACAGUGAGCAAACUGGCCAUCCAGGAGGCCAAUGUCUCAGCCAUGUACAAGUGUAUUGCCUCUAAUAAAGUGGGYCGAGACGAGCGGCUGAUCUACUUCUAUGUGACCACCAUUCCAGACGGGUUYGAGAUUGAGUCCCAGCCCUCGGAAGAGCCCAUAGAGGGGCAGGACCUACAGCUGAGCUGCAAUGCAGACAACUACACCUAUGAGAACCUGCAGUGGUAUCGGCUGAACCUCUCCAAACUCCACGAUGAAGAGGGCAACCCCCUCGUGCUGGACUGUAAGAACGUCCACCACUAUGCCACCAAGAUGCAGGGGGAGCUGCGCUUCCAGCCCGACUCCAACGAUGCGACCUUGCUGCUCACCAUCCCCAACAUCUCCCUGGAUGAGGAGGGAGAUUAYGUGUGUGAGGUGCAGAACAGGAAGACCCGGGAGAAACACUGCCACAAGAAAUACAUCUCUGUGCAGGCCCUGGAGAUCCCCCGCCUCAAGCAGAACCUGACAGACAUUUGGGUGAACGUCAGUGACUCCAUAGAGAUGCGCUGUAAGGUGGAYGGCAACCACGUUCCUGAAAUCAGCUGGUACAAAGACGAGAAACUGGUGGAAGAAGUGUCAGGGAUUGACCUGGCGGACUUCAACCAGAAGCUGAGCAUUCAGAGGGUGAGGGAGGAGGAUGCUGGGCUCUACCUGUGCAGCGUCUGCAAUGCUAAGGGCUGUGUGAACUCCUCAGCAAGCGUCUCUGUGGAAGGCUCUGAUGACAGGACCAACGUGGAGAUUGUCAUCCUGAUUGGGACUGGAGUUAUUGCUGUUUUCUUCUGGAUCCUACUYAUUCUCAUCUUUUGCAACAUCAAAAGGCCAGCCCACGCWGACAUCAAGACAGGCUACCUGUCCAUCAUCAUGGACCCCGGYGAGGUGCCUUUGGAGGAGCAGUGCGAGUACCUGCCCUACGAUUCCAGCAAGUGGGAGUUCCCACGGGACCGCCUGCGCUUAGGUAAAGUCCUGGGUCAUGGUGCCUUUGGGAAGGUGGUGGAAGCAUCAGCAUUUGGGAUCAAUAAAAGUAACAGCUGUGAGACCGUAGCAGUAAAAAUGCUGAAAGAGGGAGCUACUGCAAGCGAGCACAAGGCACUGAUGUCAGAGCUGAAGAUCCUCAUUCACAUCGGGAAUCACCUCAAYGUGGUGAAUUUGCUGGGUGCCUGUACCAAACCCAAUGGUCCACUCAUGGUUAUUGUUGAGUUCUGCAAAUAUGGAAACCUCUCCAACUAUCUGCGGACCAAGCGGGAAGGAUUCAGUCCUUACAGGGAGAAGUCUCCCAGGCUGCGUAUUCAGGUGCAGUCCAUSGUGGAGGCAGUGAGAGCCGACAGGAGGAGCCGCUCUGGGACCAGUGACAGCGCCAUCUUCCACCGCUUCCUGAUGCACAAGAGCCGCACAGCGCAGCCCAUCCAGGAAGCGGAUGACUUGUGGCAAAGUCCCUUGACAAUGGAAGACCUGAUCUGCUACAGCUUCCAGGUMGCACGUGGCAUGGAAUUCCUGGCAUCCCGAAAGUGCAUCCACAGGGACCUGGCAGCUCGCAAUAUCCUGCUGUCAGAGAACAAUGUGGUGAAGAUCUGUGACUUCGGCCUGGCCCGGGACAUCUACAAGGACCCCGACUAUGUCAGGAAAGGCAGUGCCCGUCUCCCCCUGAAGUGGAUGGCUCCAGAAAGUAUCUUCGACAAGGUCUACACUACCCAGAGUGAUGUCUGGUCCUUUGGGGUCCUUCUCUGGGAAAUCUUCUCACUAGGGGCAUCUCCAUAUCCUGGAGUCCAGAUCAACGAGGAGUUUUGCCAGAGGCUCAAAGACGGUACCAGGAUGAGAGCCCCAGAGUAUGCCACAGCAGAAAUCUACCGUAUAAUGCUGAGCUGCUGGCAUGGUGACCCCAAAGAGAGACCAACCUUCUCCGACCUUGUGGAGAUACUGGGGAACCUUCUUCAGGAAAAUGUCCAGCAGGAAGGGAAGGAUUACAUCCCGCUGAACGACUCUCACAGCUCAGAAGAUGAUGGUUUCUCCCAGGUGCCUUCCUCUGCCCAGCAAAACUCAGAUGAAGAGGACUUUGACAUGAGGAUACGCUGCCACRGCCUAGCAGCAAGAUACUACAACUGUGUCUCGUUCCCUGGCUGUUUGACGGGAGGAAAUCAGAUCAGGUGUCCAUCCAGGAUAAAGACAUUUGAAGAGUUUCCCAUGACACACACAAUGUACAAAGCACACCCGGACAAUCAGACAGACAGUGGGAUGGUUCUGGCAUCUGAGGAAUUUGAGAGGAUAGAAAACCGACACAGAAAAGAAGGUGGAUUCAGCAGUAAAGGGCCCAGUCGAACCAUGGAGCUGUCAGGGGAACAGUCAGACCUGCGGGGCAGAUGUCGGCCGUCAUAUGGGUCCCAAGUCGGAGGCCAGACUUUUUACAACAGUGAAUAUGGGGAGCUGUCGGAACACUCUGAGGAUGGCAGCUGCACCCCACCUGGAGAGGGGGCCAGUCCCCCCACUCUCCAUGCUUCCUUCUUCUCCGAGCAGUACUAAUGGCACCAGGUUCUGG